CGCAGGGGGUCAAGGAUCCGCACAGAUUCUCUAAAUGGAAAUCGGAUCUGCCUCUCGGGUUCAUUUGGGCAACGAAGACCGAAAGUAAAGCGACAUCAGGACGCGGAACCUCGGAGGAUCAGCAGGAGCAGAAUGACAGAGAUGGAUGGACCCACUGUGACAGGUGUGAGUGUUUUAGAAUCAGAUAAUUCGCUACAUCAGAAGGAUAAAGGGCCUGUGAUUGGUGGUUUACGUCUUCGAUCUGCUCCUGGAGCUUGUGUGCUCUUCGCUGGCGUGUUGCUGCUUGUAGGCAUUGGAGUGGCCAUCGGUGGAUACUGGCCCCAUCGCAAUCGGAGACCAGUGCCACAUCAUGCAACAUCUGGCCGCACACCCUCAGAAAAACUUAAAUUGGUCGGUCCUAUAAUUAUGGGAGUGGGGCUUUUCAUCUUCAUUUGUGCAAACACACUUCUCUAUGAGAACCGGGACCAUAGGCUGAAGCAAGCCAGCCAAAAAAAUGAUACACUAGAGGGACGACGAAACUCAAAAAGCUGCUCACAACCUGAAACAAACACCAACACAUACACUCUGGCCUUGUCUGAACUCAACAGUCACUGCCUGCCAGGAGGGAUUUCUGAUCCAGCCCUUAAGUGCUCUUCCCCUUCCUCUGCCUCUUUAAACUCAAAUCAGAUGAACUUUGACCUUGUAGAUAGCAGGGAUGCUGUUAUGUUGAUUUCUCCAGUCAUCAAGCUGAACAACUGCCUUAUAAGGGGUCAAGAUGCUCCACCCCUUCUACAGCACUUACCAGCCCAUGAUGAGAGGGGCCAGUGUAAAAGGGCGGGGCCAAUAAUAACAGAGCAUUCAAGUGUAUUUCUAACGAGAGAGAGCUGGGCAGAAAUUAAUACAGGACAGUGUGGACCAUUAAAGUAUACACAGACUGUGGAUAAGUAGCUACAAUAUCACCCUACAAUUCCUCUUGCAAUCAUAUUUAAACUAGAAAAAUGAUAACUAAAGUAGCCUGGGCUUCUUUGGUUUGUGCCUCUGGGGAAACCCUUAAAGAGAACCAUAAUAUCUUAAAUAUUCAAAGACCCCCUGAAGACCCCUUUUUAAAUAAGUGCAAUGUAGAAUCUUAGAACUGUGGGUCUAUCAGAAAGGAUUCAAAGUAGAAUCUAUUUAGGAGCUAAGAACCGUUAACUAUCCAAAUAAUCCUUUAAAACAAUUAAAUAGCUCUUUUAUCUGUGUGUACAUUGCUUAAAAUUUUUUAUCUAGUACCUUAAGUGGUUCUUUGUUUGUCCCUCUGGGAGAACUCUUAAAGAGUCUGUGUAGAAGCGUAGAGCAAAAAUGCGUCCUCAAACCCUGAACUAUCCAAAGAACACUUGAGGAACUGUAUUUUUCUAAGAUUGUAUAACACAUAAAUAUAUUACUCUUAGAAAAAUAGGUUAAAUCUAGAACUCUUAAGGGUUCUCUGGUUGUGUGGGGGAACUUUUAAAAGUUCUAUGUAACCCUACAAAUGAAGUAGAACUCCUUUAGGAAGGAAACAUUAAAUAAGCCAUUUUUAACCAUUUUUACCAAGAGCUUAUGGUUUAACAUUAUGCACAUUAAUGUAAAUGGUAAAUGUAAUGUUCAUGUUUGUUAAUGUUAAUGCCACAUUAAUGUUUAUUCCAUAUUUAUUUUUGUGCUAUCAAAGCACCAGGCAACAUUAAGGCUGACAUUUUUCCAGACUAUUUGUAGAAUUUGACCCUUGGAGCUAAAGAGAUAUAAAUAAAAACCUGU
Molecule: messenger RNA, 1749 nt
Organism: Ictalurus furcatus (blue catfish)
Lineage: Eukaryota; Metazoa; Chordata; Actinopteri; Siluriformes; Ictaluridae
Exons: 2
Coding region: 133-927 (264 amino acids)
Source: RefSeq, a predicted model, not a curated record